AUAUAUAUAUAUAUAUAUAUAUAUAUAUUUUAGUAAGACUCUUUAUUUGUAAUGGUUUGAACGUGUAAGAUAUUACAGGUUGGAAAAAUUAUUUCAAUUAUUGAAAGCAAAAUAAUAUUUAGAGUCGUCACGAAGGACAAUUCUCAGUUAAAAGUGAUCUACGAGUUCGUAAUAACGGCACAUACGAAUUUCUAGAAACAAAUAAUCAAAUUUCUUUCUAGAUUCUCGGUAUAUUUUUAUUUAUAUCAAUUUUGACUGUGUAUUUUUAAUCUAUAUUGUUUUUAACAUAUUAAAGAGAUACGCGUGAAAAAAUAAAAAAAAAUGGAGGAGGAAAGUGAGUAUUAGGCCAGGUAUAAUUUCAUUUUUUGCAAUAUUUGUCUUUAUCCUUUUAAUAAGCAAAAUUUAUGAUUUCUAAUAUGUACAAGAGAAACGCGUAACAUAUUUUUUAUUUUGAUUUUGUAGAAGUAAGUUUAAAUAAUAAUUCUAACUGUACAAUCCUUUCCUUAUCGAGUGGAUUUAACAACAUAUACGAAUCUUUGAACAAGAAAUAUGAAACUUCUCUGACCAAAUUAGUUUGCAAUAAUCAAAAACAAAAAAAGGGAAAGUCGUAUUUUAGCGAUGAUUCAGAUAGCACUAAAUAUUUGUGGGAAGAUAUCAGUAAAGAAAAUAUCAAAUGUAAUGCCGAGGAACAAAAUACUCGUGUUACAGAUUCCAAUUGUAUAAAAAAUACAAAUACAACGGAUUUUGUUGAAAAUAAAAACGUUCCUUUACGAGUUUUAAUAAGGCAGAUGUUGGACGAAGCCUUUGGAAAACCUUGUAACGUAACCAACGUUAAUGAAGAUAGAAUAGAUUUGCAAAAUACAAAUGAUAAUAAAAUCAGUUCUAAGCAGUCAUCAUUAAUGUUAAUGAGAGAAGAUAGUAUAGACUCGAAAAAUAAAACGAAUAAUUCUUCGUCGUCUAACGAAACGUCUUUGGAUUGUGUAAAAUACAUAGAUAAUAAGUUAAUCUCUAUAGAAGAAGAAUCAGUGAAUUUUUCAUCUAAUCAUAAUACUAUUGAAUACACGGGAAUGUAUUUAAGUAGAUUAUUGAAAUUCGAAGGGAAAUCUACUGAACGAAUUAAAAACAACGAUAUUGCGUCGUUGGAAGACGAUAAUGAUAAUUCUACAAAUUACGCUAAAUUUAAUAAAGAUUUUUUACGCUCUUCGGUUUUACAUGAUAUAGACGAAAAUGAGGAAAAAGAAUGUGAUGAUUCUUUGCACUGUAUGGAUUUCAUGAAAACUGAGUUACCAGUAAAUCGAGAAAUUAAUAUCGAAAAUAAAUUCGUAACUAAAAUUCAAAGUAUAAUAAAUUCUUCAAAUAAUUUAAAUUUCAAUAGUAGCGAGGAAAAAACUACAGAUUUUUUUAAUAUUUCGAAUAACGAAAACACUGUAGAAAAGAAAGAAAUGUUUCAUAAAAGAUCAAACUUAUCAAAAAGCAAGGAAACGAAAGAAAUCUCUUUGACUGAUAAUAAUUCUAUUGAUAUUGAUCAGUCUACGAAGAAUAAAUCGAAAUUUACCAGUAAAAUAACUAUAAACUUGCAAAAAUCUUACAAAAGACAACGUCAAUCUAUUACGUUGUUUCAAAUAAAAUUGUCUAAACGUACACCUAAAUUAUCUAUGAAUACGAAUAAUAAAUCGACUAGAACUAUUAUCCCUCGCAAUAACGUAGUAUUAGAAAAAAAACAAAUUAAACAUACGAAUAUUUCUUCUACGAACGUAUCUAACACAAAGAAAACUACAAAGAUCCCGAAAGUUCAACAGAAUCGAGGUAAUCAUUUUAUUAAUAUUUCGUUCUCAUUUCUAAGUAAAUGUAUUUUUUGUAAAUUUUUUCAAACUCUUCAAAAAAGUAUUUUUGUUUUGUCAGCAAAGUUAUUUAAAUCGCGUGAAAUUAAUAAAAAAAAACAGAUGUUGAUACCACAAUUAAUACUCACACCUGCCAGUCCUGAGAAUAGGGAUUAGUUAUGGAUCUAUCUUUGUAAAAAUUUGCAAUUUAGUUGCAAGUUAAAAUUAAUCAUUGUUUUUAUUAAAAAAAAAUAUAUAAUUAUCGAAAUAAUUGAAAUAUUCAGAAGAUAUAAAUUAUCGUUCCUAUAAUAAAUUAAACAGUGAAUUGGUU
Vespula pensylvanica (western yellowjacket) is the source of this 2151-nucleotide messenger RNA. RefSeq names its product metabotropic glutamate receptor-like protein R. The transcript has 4 exons. Bases 789 to 1997 code for a protein of 402 amino acids. The record is from RefSeq and is a predicted model, not a curated record. Lineage: Eukaryota; Metazoa; Arthropoda; Insecta; Hymenoptera; Vespidae.